AUGGGGGUGAACGUGUUAUUGCUCUUCCAAGCACUCGCUGCUCUUGCAGCUUUCUACAUCGCCAAAUUCGUCAUACGGCUAUUCCAAGUCAGGUCAAGAGUUCGAGCCGUCUCAAAAGAACAUGGAAUAGAGAUUCUUCCACACUCUUUUAUCUUUGGCCACCUUUUGCUAGUGGGCUCCCUGAUGGAAAAGCAGGCUCCAGGACUAAAUGGCCAAGUGCUGCCUCUGCUCUUAUUGAGGAAAUACCCGGACCUCUGCAAUAAGGGGCUUGUCUACAUAGACACCUGGCCCGUCAGCCCACCCAUGAUCGCCGUCUUUCAUCCAAAAAUAGCAGAUCAGUUCACACAGGACCGUUCGCUGCCCAAGCACUCGAUGAUGAGAGAGGAAUUCCAUCCUCUGACGGGAUGCGAUGAUCUCGUCAACAUGGAAGGCCAGACAUGGAAGACGUGGCGGGCUGUAUUUAACCCGGGGUUCUCGGCUCGUAAUAUUCUCUCGCUGGUACCUGCCAUGGUUGAAGAAGCGUUGGUUCUCAAGAAGUCCUUUGAGAACCUAGCUGAUUCUGGGGCAACUGUUGCCCUAGAAGACGGCGUCAUGAAGGCUACAGUAGACGUCAUUGGUAGGGCGGUUUUGGGUACACGCCUCAAUGCGCAAACAACAGACUCCCCCGUCUUUACGGCUCUGCAGAAGCAAAUUGGCCUGCUGAUCCCGGACCAUGGGCCACCGAACCUGCUCAAGUCUAUUCAUCCCUUCAGGCCGUUUCGAAUACUUUACUACAACUACAUCAUGAAGCGCGAGAUUGUGCCUCACAUCGAGCGACAGCUACAAGAGAACAUUUCCGAACAACAUGGCAACAACGGUCCCCAGACGGUCAACAGUCUGGCGAUGAGCUCGUAUGUCAAAGAAGUCUCCGCAGCUGGCUCUAAAAGCCAAUGGAAGCUCGACUCACAAUUUGUCGAAAUUGCCGUCUCUCAGCUCAAGAUGUUCCUGCUUGCGGGCCAUGAUACCACAGCCAGCGCUUUGUGUUUUGCAUGGUAUCUCAUGAGAAAGUAUCCGGCCAUUCUUGAAAAAGUGCGGUCUGAGCAUGAUGAGGUCUUUGGAACCGAUGCAAGUGCUGCAGCAUCCCGCAUCGUCGAGAAUCCAGCUCUGCUGAACAGACUCCCCUACACCACCGCCGUGCUGAAAGAGACGCUCCGCCUUUAUCCACCAGUCGGGACCGUUCGACAGGGCGCUCAUGACCUGUUUCUUACCGAACCUGAAAAAGGCGAGCGGUUUCCCACUGAUGGGUUCAUGCUGUUUGUCCCAUCGCAGGCGAUGCACCGAUGGGAAUCUCUGUGGCCCCAACCAGAUAAAGUCAUCCCCGAGAGAUGGCUCGUCAAAGAGGGCGACCCUCUGCACCCAGUGAAAAGCGCAUUCCGUCCCUUUGAACUUGGACCGAGGAACUGCAUCGGUCAGGAGCUGGCCAUGAUUGAAAUGCGACUCAUCUUGGCUUUGACAGUGAGAGAGCUCGAAGUUGUGCCACAAUUUGCCGAGGACGCACCCGAGGUGUUCGGGGAGAAAGGGUACCAGUGGAUGACGGGAACACAGAUCACUGCGCACCCCAAAGAGGGGAUGCCAGCUAAGAUCAUCAGAAGAUGA
Messenger RNA from Colletotrichum orchidophilum, 1635 nucleotides. RefSeq lists its product as uncharacterized. The transcript has 3 exons. Gene Ontology annotation, molecular function: iron ion binding; oxidoreductase activity, acting on paired donors, with incorporation or reduction of molecular oxygen; heme binding. Lineage: Eukaryota; Fungi; Ascomycota; Sordariomycetes; Glomerellales; Glomerellaceae. The record is from RefSeq and is a predicted model, not a curated record. The coding region runs from base 1 to 1635 and encodes 544 amino acids.